AUGACAUUCGGCGCUGUAUGUUCGCCAGCAUCAGCCCAGUAUGUAAUGCGAAGAAAUGCAGACAAAUUCCGGCACAGCGCGCCAGAUGCAGUUACUGCAAUCCAUGACAAGCACUACAUGGACGACUACUUCGACUCGAUGCCGACGGCAGAAGAAGCAGCCCAACGGAUCAAGGAAGUGAGUCAAAUCCAAGAAGCCGGAGGCUUCUCCAUCAGAGGCUGGGUCAGCAACUCACCUGAUGCUCUUGCUGCCGUACCCCCAGAUAUAUGCUCACCAUCAGUAGUCACUAUUAGCGGCGACAACGAGACCGUAGUGGAGAAGACGCUCGGUCUGAAGUGGUUGCCAGGAGAAGACGCGUUCGGCUUUCGUCUGAGCCGUAGACUGGAGCAAAGCAACACAACAGAAGUGACAAAACGUGAAGUCCUACGCAAGCUGAUGUCUGUGUUCGACCCCCUUGGUUUCUUCACCUACUACACCACGUCGGCUCGCAUUCUGCUACAAGACAUUUGGCGCACAGGCGUCGGAUGGGACGAGCCCCUACCAGGACCUCUCGUCCAAAGAUGGACGGACUGGUGGACGGGAGUGCACAACCUCGGAAGCAGGUCAAUUCCGCGUUGCUACUGCACGGCUAUUGCGGACAGAAAGGACCUGGAGCUUCACGUGUUCGGAGACGCCAGUGAGUCGGCAUUCGCCGCAGCAGCCUACUUCAGGCUAUCGCUACCUGAUGACAGCACCAGAGUCGCAUUCGUGUUUGGCAAGUCCCGAGUUGCACCACUGAAACCCAUAUCCAUACCGCGGCUGGAGCUGCAAGCUGCACUGAUGGCCAGCAGAAUGGCCGACACUGUCCGGAAAGAGCAUGAUCUACCUAUCGACUGCAUCGUGCUCUGGAGUGACUCUAUGACUGCCCUACGAUGGAUCCGAGCAGACGCCCGGCGAUUCAAGCCAUUCGUAGCACAUCGUAUCAGAGAGAUUGAGGAGCUCACUGAUGUAUCGCAAUGGCGGUGGGUCCCGACACACAGCAACCCAGCAGAUGCAGCAACCAGAGCCCCACCUGAGACAUGA
This is a messenger RNA of Sycon ciliatum, 1062 nucleotides long. RefSeq lists its product as uncharacterized. The transcript has a single exon. Gene Ontology annotation, molecular function: nucleic acid binding. The record is from RefSeq and is a predicted model, not a curated record. Bases 1 to 1062 code for a protein of 353 amino acids. NCBI's taxonomy places the organism in Eukaryota, Metazoa, Porifera, Calcarea, Leucosolenida, Sycettidae.